CGAUCGUCGUCUGUUAAACGAUUCUUUUUUCUAUGCAAAACCGUAAAUUGUAGCUAUGGGCAAGAGAAGAUUUAACGAAAAAGGGCGCCGUCAGGUGGAGACCAUUGUAGAUGAUUCGGAAACCAAAAAGAUCAAAAUAGAUUUCGGCCCGGCCGACGAAGCGUAUGGCGAUGGCGAUCAGGCAAAUGCACUGGUGCUGCCAUCGAAAAAACGUUCCACCAAAGUAAAGAAGGACACAACGGUGGUGACCAGAAUUCUGUCGAAGAAGCAACGCAAAAGGCUGGAGAAGAUUGUGGAUCAGAAGAAGAAGAAGGAAAACCGAUCAUCGCUGAUCGCGUCACUGGUGGCGGUGCAGGCUUCGAAGGAAGAACUGAGCGGUUAUCGCAAGUUAAGCGACAUCCAGACGAAGGGUUUGAAGCAGCACUUCAAGGAACAGAAACACGGUGUAACGGUCGUGGAGAAGCCCCGAGCCCGACGUGGGGAUGAAUGCGGCGCCGCGAAGAUCCGCAGCUUGGUCGGUAGUCGUCGGAAACGGUUGGCUUUGUUGCGCCAGCAGGAGCCAUCAGCCGAAGGUGACGAAGAGAUGGAGCAGCCAGACCGUAACCCUAAUGUUGUAGGACUGGAUGAGGCAACUUCUUCUUCCAGUGAGUCGGAUGAGUUUGAAGAUGCGCAUGAUGAUGCGAGAUCGAAUGAUAUCGUAAAGGGUAACGAUAUUGUGGAGCGCACAGGCGAUUCAAAGGAAUUGGUUUCGCCAACGGAGUCAACCGGCAGCAAGCCGAAACCUCCAACGGAUUCGCACACCGGUAACCGAGCUAGCGUCGUAGUCGAAAAGGAUCGUAAAGCGGCUACGUACGUUCACGUUGAACGCAAGUCGGACGUUCAAGCAGCACGUCUAAAGUUACCGAUUUUGGCAGAGGAGCAAGUGAUAAUGGAAACAAUCAGCGAGAACCAAAUCACCAUCUUGGCGGGUGAAACGGGUAGCGGUAAAACGACGCAGAUUCCGCAGUUCCUCUACGAGGCGGGUUACGGCGAGCGGGGCCUUAUCGGUAUCACCGAACCGCGGCGCGUUGCCGCCAUUUCAAUGUCGAAACGUGUGGCGCACGAGAUGAACCUCUCGACGGACGUCGUGUCCUAUCUGAUCCGCUACGAAGGUAACGUGACCGAGCGCACAAAGAUCAAGUUUAUGACCGACGGUGUGCUGUUGAAGGAGAUCGAGGCAGACUUUCUGCUCAGCAAGUAUUCGUGCAUCAUACUGGACGAGGCGCACGAACGCAGCGUCUACACCGACAUUCUGAUGGGCCUGCUGUCCCGCAUCGUGCGGUUGCGCGCCAAACGGGCCACCAGUCCGCUGCGACUGAUCAUCAUGUCCGCCACGCUGCGGGUGACCGAUUUUACGGAAAACAAAAAACUGUUUCUGGACAUCCCACCGGUCAUUAGCAUCGAUUCGCGCCAAUACCCCGUCACGGUGCACUUUAGCAAAACGACCCCGGCCGACUACUUGCGGGAAGCGUUCGUGAAGACAGUCAAGAUUCACACCCGGCUGCCGGAGGGGGGAAUAUUGAUUUUUCUCACUGGCCAGAAGGAGGUAAACACGAUGGUCCGCAAACUACGUAAAUUGUUCCCCGCAACGCCAUCGGCUGCUGGUAGCGAUCAAAUCACCGGUAACGAUGAAACCCACGAUCGUGACGAAGACGAUGAGUUUGAUAGCAUUUUGCGGGGAAAGCGUGCACGUAAGAAGCACGCGUCAGCAAAAGGAUCGCGUAAGCGUAAAUCGUCGCUCAGUGUUCCGCGACUUCCCCGGAUCGAUUUGGAUGCUUACGAACUUCCCCACGAAGACGACACGGAGGGUGAUUUGCAUGAGGACGACGCUGCCACCGACAGUGAGCUCGAUGACGAUGAAGGCGACGACGAGCUGUUGGGUGGCGUUGGAAACGAAGGUCUCGGUAUCUCGGAACUGAAACGUAACCAACCGCUGUGGGUGCUGCCACUCUACUCGAUGUUGCCCCCCGAUAAGCAGCAGCGAAUAUUUCAGACACCACCGGAAGGGACCCGGCUGUGUGUAGUGGCGACGAAUGUAGCCGAAACGUCGCUCACGAUUCCGGACAUUAAGUACGUGGUGGACAGUGGCCGGCAGAAGACGAAGCUGUACGAUAAAGUGACGGGCGUGACGGCGUUUGUAGUGACGUUUACCAGCAAAGCGUCGGCCAAUCAACGCGCGGGACGUGCUGGCCGUGUUGCCCCGGGACACUGCUACCGGCUGUACUCGAGCGCGAUCUUCAAUGAUGAGUUUGUGGACUUUGCUCCGCCCGAGGUACAGCAGAAACCGGUUGACGGGCUGGUGCUACAGAUGAAGUGUAUGGGAAUCGAUAAAGUGGUAAACUUUCCCUUCCCAUCGCCCCCGGACCGGGAGCAACUAGUGGGGGCCGAGCGGCGCUUGUUGCAGCUCGAAGCGCUCGAGGAAGUCGUAACACGGACGACCAGCAAGGGAUCUAGCCACACGCAAGUCUUAACACGCGUCACGGAGCUGGGUCGUACGAUGGCCGCCUUUCCGGUGGCCCCACGGUUCGGGAAAAUUUUAGCGCUCAGCCACCAGCACGCCCUCCUACCGUACGCGAUCUGCCUCGUGGCGGCCCUAUCCGUACAGGAAGUGCUGGAGGAGAUUGCGCUCACGGAAGACGACGCUUCGGAGGGUGCCAAACGGUGGCGCCAGAAGCGUAAGGCGUGGGCCGGCACAGGCGAAUCGUUGUUGCUGGGUGAUCCAAUGAUUUUACUGAAAUCGGUCGGUGCGGCCGAACACGCCAACCGCAAUGGCACACUGAACUCGUUCUGCACCGCUAACGGUAUACGAUUGAAGGCGAUCCGGGAAAUUCGCAAGCUGCGCGUUCAGCUAACGAACGAAGUUAACGCCAAUCUGCGUGACAUGAAUCUGACGGUGGACCCGGAUAUGCCACCACCGAGCGUGACACAAACACGACUUCUCCGCCAGCUGCUCCUGAUCGGUAUGGCCGACCGGAUCGCCCGGAAGCUGCCGGAAAGUGAGGUGAAACUGAAAGCGGAUGCCCGCCGUUUGCGCCAUGCGUACAACCUGCCCGUGAUCGACGAACCCGUCUUCCUGCACGGCAGUUCCGUGCUACGGAAGGAGCUUCCCGAGUGGGUUUGCUUCCAGGAAGCGUACGAAGCAACGAUACCGGGUGAAGGAGGCCUGGGCCCGGGAGAAUCGAAAACGUUCAUUCGCGGCAUUACGGCCAUCGAGCCCGAAUGGUUGCCAAAGUUCGUACCGAACGUGUGCAACAUUAUGGACGUGCAGGAGGAACCGAAUCCGCCGACGUACGACGCUGCCAGCGAUACGAUCGAGUGCCACGUGCGGGCAACGAUCGGUAAAAGCAGCUGGCAAUUGCCGCCAUCGCUGGUCGAGAUGCCCCGAAAUAUGCUCCGUUGCAAAUAUUUGUUGAAGUUCUUGCUGGCCGGUGUGAUCUUCCAGCAGCUAAAGCCGCUUCGCAAGUCGCUGCUUUCGUCUCCCGAUUCGGUACUGAAGCAAUAUUCGUCCGCCGUGCCACGGAUCGACGCCGCUCUCAAGGUGCUGCUGGCGAACGAAGUUUACAAUGCUAGCCGAUUCCGCGACCUGUGGAACCAAGACCCAAAGUUUUUUCUCCAGGAGUACCGUGAGUUUCUUCCCAUUGCAUGUCACGAUGACGUUGCCAAGUGGUGGCCACCAAAAAAGUAA
This is a messenger RNA of Anopheles cruzii, 3724 nucleotides long. RefSeq names its product probable ATP-dependent RNA helicase kurz (gene kz). Lineage: Eukaryota; Metazoa; Arthropoda; Insecta; Diptera; Culicidae. Gene Ontology annotation, molecular function: ATP binding; RNA binding. Gene Ontology annotation, cellular component: nucleolus; intracellular anatomical structure. The transcript is spliced from 5 exons. The record is from RefSeq and is a predicted model, not a curated record. Bases 56 to 3724 code for a protein of 1222 amino acids. Gene Ontology annotation, biological process: maturation of SSU-rRNA from tricistronic rRNA transcript (SSU-rRNA, 5.8S rRNA, LSU-rRNA).